Messenger RNA from Pelobates fuscus (common spadefoot toad), 4787 nucleotides. It is a transcript of the gene ZBTB44, whose product is annotated as zinc finger and BTB domain containing 44. Gene Ontology annotation, biological process: regulation of transcription by RNA polymerase II. The record is from RefSeq and is a predicted model, not a curated record. Lineage: Eukaryota; Metazoa; Chordata; Amphibia; Anura; Pelobatidae. The coding region runs from base 312 to 2156 and encodes 614 amino acids. Gene Ontology annotation, molecular function: protein binding; DNA-binding transcription factor activity, RNA polymerase II-specific; RNA polymerase II cis-regulatory region sequence-specific DNA binding. The transcript is spliced from 6 exons.
CAAACAAACUGAUGCGUUUUACUCCUCUUCGCCCCCCGCCACUGGGAAGUGGGAGAUUCCGAGCGCCUGGGCCUGUGCGCGCGGCUGCCCGGGGACACGCAGGCAAAGGACGGAGCGCACCAACUGCCGGCGGGAGAGGGGGGUCAGCCGGGGAGUGAGCGAGGAAGGCGCGACCCUCAAGCUCCGGGGAGAUUUCUGUUCGGACCCUGGGAUCGGCGGCCUGUGCUUCCCUCCCAGCGCUUCUUACCGGGCCGCUAGGCCGUACGCAGACUGCCAGAUUCUGCGCGAUCACAACUCCACUGCACUUCAGAAUGGGGGUGAAGACGUUCACUCACAAUUCUCCGGCACAUAGCCAGGAAAUGUUGGGAAAACUGAACAUGUUGCGUAAUGAUGGACACUUUUGUGACAUCACUAUACGUGUCCAGGAUAAGAUUUUCAGAGCUCACAAGGUGGUCUUGGCAGCCUGUAGUGAGUUCUUUCGCACCAAGUUGGUGGGCCAAGCAGAGGAGAGUAGCCAGUGCAUACUGGACUUGCACCAUGUUACGGUGACAGGAUUUAUACCUCUAUUGGAGUAUGCAUACACAGCAACAUUAUCCAUCAACACAGAGAAUAUCAUUGACGUCUUAGCUGCUGCAAGUUACAUGCAGAUGUUUAGUGUUGCAAGCACCUGUUCAGAGUUCAUGAAGUCCAGUAUUUUAUGGAACACUCAACCAGAGAAAGUGCUCGACACAGGGCAGGAAAACACUGCCAACUGCAAUAAUUUUCGAGACGGUAGCCUUUCUCCAGUCUCUUCGGAAUGUAGUGUUGUAGAGAGGACCAUACCCAUAUGUCGAGAGUCCCGUCGCAAGCGGAAAAGCUACAUUGUCAUGUCUCCAGAGAGUCCUUUGAAAUGCAGCACACAAACAAGCUCUCCACAAGUGCUAAACCCUACACCUUCUUACAGUGAAGCACGGAGUCAGCCGGUAGAUUCAUCACAUGCCUUCCCUUGGACUUUUCCAUUUGGAAUUGACCGACGGCUUCAGCCAGACAAGGUGAAGCAGAUUGAGUCCAGAACAUUAGAAUUGCCAGGACCUUCUGAAGUUGCUCGAAGGGUAACCGACUAUGUUGCCUGUGAAAGCACUAAAGCCAAUUCUCCAUUGGUGAUGGAGGAUGACGUACGAGUCAAAGUGGAAAGACUAAGUGAUGAGGAGGUGCAUGAAGAGGUCUCUCAGCCUGUCAGUGCAUCUCAAAGCUCAAUGAGUGACCAGCAGACUGUUCCUGGAAGUGAACAAGUGCAGGAGGACCUGCUGAUUAGCCCUCAGUCUUCUUCCAUAGGCUCCAUCGAUGAGGGCGUUGGUGAAGGAAUGCCAACACUUCAGGGUGCCACAAGCGCCAAUGUCCACGCUGAUGAUGAUGAUCGACUGGAAAAUGUCCAGUAUCCGUACCAGCUAUAUUUGGCUCCCUCAACAAGCAGCACAGAACGACCAAGUCCAAAUGGGCCUGAUCGACCUUUCCAGUGCCCUACGUGUGGUGUACGUUUUACACGGAUACAGAACUUGAAGCAGCAUAUGCUCAUUCAUUCUGGAAUUAAACCAUUUCAGUGCGACCGCUGUGGGAAAAAAUUCACUCGGGCUUACUCCCUAAAGAUGCAUCGUCUGAAACACGAAGGUAAACGAUGUUUCCGAUGCCAGAUAUGUAGCGCCACAUUCACUUCCUUCGGGGAAUACAAACACCACAUGCGGGUUUCCCGGCACAUUAUCCGCAAGCCUCGGAUUUACGAGUGCAAAACAUGCGGCGCCAUGUUCACCAACUCUGGAAAUUUAAUCGUGCACCUGAGGAGCCUGAACCACGAAGCGUCAGAGCUAGCAAACUACUUCCAGAGCAGCGAUUUCCUAGUGCCGGAUUACCUGAGCCAGGAGCAGGAAGAGGCCCUUGGGCAGUAUGAGCUGGCAGAACAUAGCUUUGAAAGCAACUCCUCUGUGCAAAUGCCUGUCAUUUCCCAAGUUUCCUCCACGCAGAACUGCGAGAGCACUUUUCCCCUGGGGUCGCUGGGUGGACUGGCCGAGAAAGAGGUGGACGAGGAGGAAAUGGCAGAGCCCUCAAAACCCAGCUCCAUGGAAGAAACCGACAGAGAUGACACCCCAAAAACGGAGGUGGCUUCCAUUGCUGUGGAAUAGCUGAUACCUGCCCUGCAUCCCCAGACUUCAACCCCUGCGUAAUCUUUGGUUUUGUUUUCUUUCUUUGGAAAGUGCCUGUGUUUUGGUCAAUUUAUAGUUUACUUUAUAUUUUUAUGAGGAAACAAUCUAAGCAACUGAGGACAUUGGCAGAAUGCAAACCAUGUUUUCAUCUCACUAAUGCUAAUAUUCCUGGGAUACGUCACCGCACAUCAGCUGGCUUUCUGGGGACACUGAGUACAUCCCAGAGGUGGGUUUCACAAGCCAAUGGCUGAGCUCCUGGCUAUACCCAAUGGAUCCUUUGGCUGUUACCGUAUUACAGAGGAGCAAGUUCUUGUUAUGUUUUUACCAGUUUGUAUUGAGUUAAUGUUCUUCAUGUGAAAAUAUGCACAUGGCUCACACAAAGCCUUGGAUUUGAAGUAAUGUGAAUGUGUUGCUGUGUGCAGAUGUGUGUGGGGUUUAUACCAAUGUGGGUAAAUACCCUGCAGGCCUUUUCAGCAGAAACACCAUAAGCAUUAUGGGUUAGAGAACAGCAAGCAUUCUGUAAAGGAAGCUGGAAUAGCUAAACUGUCUCCGAGUGACCCUUCAUCGAGGCAUUAAAGGGGAUCUGUCACAUUUCUAGAUUGUGUUUUCCAGAGAAUUCAGCAUUAUUCAUUUAUGUAACAAGCAUAUGUAUGUAAAAAGGAAUACUUCUGCUGGCUGAACCAGGAUAAUUCUGUUUCAGGUGGUCACACUACUUACUUUUCCCAUGAUUUUUUGUUUGUGAAACUCUAAAAGAGGAGACCAGUCUGUUGGGAAUCAUGUGAAACGUAAGUCUAUUUGCAUUAAAUUCCCUGCCUUGCCUUUCCAGAAGACUGCUGUAGCUUUAAAGUAAAAAUACUUUAACCGAAAUACAAAAAUAACAAAAUCAUUUGUUUAUCAACAAGAGUGACACUUAAAAAAAAAAAAAAAACACAUCAGUUAUGGGACAAAUCCUCUUUAAUUCCUCUGGGUUUUAUUAUUUGAUUUUUAUUUAUUUUUUGCUUUCUUUCUCUUUUUAGUUACUAUUUUAGUUCCACAGGGGUGAGCACUGCGCAGUCCAUCUCUCUGGUGCUCUGAGGGAUAAUGCUAAAUGGCGGCCUACACUGAAGCGUGACAUUUUAUGGUGCGCUGGUUAACCCAUUGAAUGCAAAGGGCUGUGUAAAGUGAUUUGCUGCUCACCCCUUUGGUACUCAAAGAGUGAAGUGUUGUGAUUUUUAAUCUAAACAAUUACAUUAUCUUUCUUUUUUUCAGCGUUUUAAGCAGCAGUUGUUAGAGGUUAAAUUAUAUUAUUAUAAUGCCUCCGCUUCCCUAAGGAACUCUUUGACCAAAAUAUUUCACCAGCAAAAGAGAAAUCUAUCUGAUGUGUCCUUCUUAAUGAAUAGAUUUCUGAUUUAAUAUAUUGUAGUGAAUUUAGCGUGGAUGACUACAGAUAGCCCCACUGAUAUAUCCCAAGCAUUUGUAAACAUGACUGAUAAAUGCUGCAACAAAGCUGUUUGUAGCACAUUGAUGUAUUUUAGAUAUUACUUUUACAAAUUGUCAACACAAGAGCACAAGAUCCUCAUCAUCAGAAUGGACGAGUGAUACAAAGGACAUUGUGUGUGUCGAUUAAUCUGCAUUCACUAUUAACCAUGACCAGAGCAUGGGCAACUCCUGUCAUCCUUAUACAGCCUUUGGAGAAACUCCUGAUGCUGCACGCAAAGGGGUGAUAUUGGUUCCCUUACCCUUUCAAUUUGCACAGGGUCAAAGUUUUUAAUUACAUUUUAUGAUUAGGUCUUUAGAAACAGUAAUGGUUAUAUGCAAACUGGUCCCUCUCUUAAUGGGACACUCCACUGCUUAAAUGCAAAAAAUAAAAUAAAAUAACUGGUUAGUAGAUAGACCAAUGAAAACAUGCAUAAUUAUGCAUUUUGUCAUUGGGGUAUAUCUAAAAACAGUUUGCCAACACUACAGAUCUCUUUUAUGCUGCCUUUAUAAUCCCUACCCUUUACCCCCACCCAGACUUUCUGUGUCUGUCCAAUCACAGACUCCCCAAUGCAGCUCAAUGAGAAGUCUCUGCAAGGCAGGUGCUCUGGGCAAUUGCUGCCUCUUGAAUUUAUUUUCACCGAGCUAGGAAAAACAAGAAGUAAAGAGGGAAGUUAUAAGGUUCAUUUAUAAAAUUGACAAUUACCAUUGAAAUCUGUGCUUUUCAUAAAAUGAAAUGAGGACACGCUUUUCACACCUCAAACAUUUCAGCAUGCUGAAGCACUUCAAGUGUUUGGAGGGUCCCUUGAAAGGGACACUCCAGAUCCCCGAAGCACUUCAGCUUGUUGCUUACGCCCAGAGCACCUGCCUUGCAAAGACUUCUCAUCCAGCUGCAUUUAAAAGUGUGUGAUUGGACACCCACAGAAAGUCCGGGUGGGAUAAUAAUGGGAGGGUUUGCAAAAGCUGCAUGCGAGAUCUUUAGCUUUUACAAGCUGUUUAUAGAUCUAGCCCAAUAAAAAAAAAAAAAAAUAAUUAAAUGCUUGCUUGAUAUCAUUGGGAUAUAUCUACUAAAAAGUUAUUUUUCUUUAUUAUUGUAUUUAGAGUUUCCCUUUAAGGAAAUAUGCUUAUUUGUAGCUGAACAUUUUCAGCUUGUAG